Molecule: messenger RNA, 5664 nt
Organism: Trichogramma pretiosum
Lineage: Eukaryota; Metazoa; Arthropoda; Insecta; Hymenoptera; Trichogrammatidae
Gene: Fhos
Product: FH1/FH2 domain-containing protein 3
Exons: 18
Coding region: 20-3826 (1268 amino acids)
Biological process (GO): cortical actin cytoskeleton organization; actin filament network formation
Cellular component (GO): cytoskeleton; cytoplasm
Molecular function (GO): actin filament binding
Source: RefSeq, a predicted model, not a curated record
ACAUGGCACUCGAUCGAAAAUGAAGAUUGACGCCUGCACUUGGGACAAGAUGCCUCCCUACUGCCGAAAGAACUCGAUCGUUCUCAGGACUCAGCUAUGUGUGCGCGUUCACACUAUCAUAGAAAAAUUGCUGAACAGCGAAGGCCGCGAACUGCGCAGGGCCCUCUUUUCCCUCAAGCAAAUCUUUCAGGAGGACAAGGACCUAGUUCACGAGUUCGUGCAGAAUGACGGGCUGGCGUGUCUCAUCAAGGUUGGCAACGACGCCGACCAAAAUUACCAAAAUUACAUACUUCGAGCCCUGGGACAGGUGAUGCUGUACGUCGACGGCAUGAAUGGCGUGAUGGAGCACGCCCAGACGGUCCAGUGGCUCUACACCCUCAUCGCGUCGCGCUUCCGUCUCGUCGUCAAGACGGCCCUCAAGCUCCUGCUGGUCUUCGUCGAGUACGUCGAAACCAACUCGCUGCUCCUCGUGCGGGCCAUACGCUCGGUGGACCAGUCCCGAGGCAUGAUACCCUGGACCAACGUGAUGAAGCUGCUGACGGACUACGACGCCGCCGACACGGAGCUGCUGAUCUACGCCAUGACUCUCAUCAACAAGUGCCUCAAUGGGAUACCCGAUCAGGACACGUAUUACGAUCAGGUGGACUGUCUGGAGGAGCAGGGCAUCGAGGCGAUAAUACAGCGCUACAUGGGCAAGCAGGGUACGGAUCUGGAUCUGCUGAGGCAGUUUCAGAUCUACGAGGCGGUGCUGUACCACGAGGACGGCAACGAUCGAGACUCGCCCAUCAGACAGCUCGACGACAACAUCAGGAAAACGCUACGCAACCGCAAAUCCCUGGCGGACUCGCACGAGCGUCGCAAGUCGCGCAGACACUCCACGGGCACGUCGCCGCUCUCGGCGAUGCUGCUGCUGAACAACGGCUGCUCGGCCGCCGGCUCGAGUCCGAGACAGCUGCAGGCCAGCAACGGUGGCGGCGUUGGCGGCAAUAAUGGCCAGCUGCCUGUCUCCGUCGUCGUCGACAACAACAACAGAAACGGCCACCACCACCACCUACACAACCACCAUCAGCAUCAGCAUCAUCACCAAGCGAACAACGAAGACGACGACGGCGAGUCGAGCAGCUCGCAGAGCAGCCAAGGCAUCGGCGACGUUUCCACCAUCAACGGCGGUGGCACGUACAAGGACAAAAAUGCUCUGGACGUGGGAGUGACGCCGGCCUUGAGGCGUCGACGCGAACGAGCCGAGAGACAGAGGAGCUUCAUCAGGGAGCAGCAGGAGGCAACCGCCAACAUGAGGGCAUCGACCAACGGACACGCCGACGAUGAGAGUACGUUCAACGGUGGCGUGCGCUACACGAACGGCACGACGAUCGAGUCGUCGAACAAAUUGUCCGGGCGACAGGUCGUGCUGACGGGACACAACAAGCCCGACCUGAUGACGCCGCUGAUGAACGCCGCCAACAAGCUCGACAGCGAGGAGAAGCAGAAGCAGCAGUGGUACGGCAAGAGCCCCGACGAGGGCGUCGAGUGCGACGAGGGCAAUCACACGGACGAGGAGGACGAGUCGGAUCGUCGCGUCAUGCUCCAGUUGAAGCGCGAGAACACCGUCAAAGAUCUCACGCAGAAAUUGGCGGCGGCCCAGCAGCAGAGCAGCCUCAUACAGUCGCAGAACGGCGCGGCCGAGGAGAAGAUCUCCAGGAUAGGCGACGUGAGCGGCCUGAUCUCCAAGGCGAAGGAGGGCCUGGCCAAGUCCAAGUCCAAGGCGGACGUGCUCAAGUCGCCGACCCAAUCGGCUGUCAAUGAAGUAGCCAACGCCACAGCUGCCGCGACGACGAAACUACCCGAGGUCAAAAAGUCCGAGAACGAGCUGCACUGGGAGGAGCUGGUGAACAGCUUCAAGGGCGAGCUGAUCUCGUGCGGCUGCGACUUCACGGAUCUCAGCGCCGAGGACGACAUCGGCCUGCUCGGGCCGGUGCAGACGAGCAACGGGGUGCCGCCGCCCCCGCCACCCCCCAUGCAGCCCGGUGCUGGUGGUGGUGCAGGUGGACGAGCCGUGCCGCCUCCUCCGCCGUGCCGAGCUCCGCCGCCGAUGCCCAGUGGCCCGCCACCCACACCGCCGAUGAUGUUCAACGCCAGCCAACUCAGACAGACGAGGUCGCAGUUGAUGAACGGAGGGGGUGGUGGCUACAACAACAACAUCAGUAGUAGCUACAAUCACAACUAUAAUAACACGAGCAGCGACAACACACCAAAGAGUCCACAGCAGCAGCAGCAACAGCAGCAGCAGACAGUCAGGAAGAACAAAAAAACUGUGAAAUUGUUCUGGAUGGAAACUGUCCAGGUUCCGCACGGAGAAAAUAUGAUCUGGAACGAGCUGACCAGGACGUCGGUCGACACGCAAAAGCUCGAGCAUCUGUUCGAGAGCAGAGCCAAGGAUCUCAUAACUAAGCAGAAGCAGCAAGAGCUGAAUAAGAACAAGGAGAUAAUCGUGCUGGAUCCCAAGCGCUCCAACGCCAUCAACAUCGGCAUGACCAAGCUUCCACCGCCGAGAUCCAUCAAGACGGCGAUCUUAAAGAUGGACGCGACCAUCGUGAACAGAGAGGGAAUCGAGAAACUGUUGACAAUGUUACCAACCGAGGAGGAGAGGUCGAAGAUACAGGAGGAGCAGGCCGCCCAUCCGGAUCUGCCUCUGGGCUCGGCCGAGCAAUUUUUACUGACGCUCGCGUCCAUCUCCGAAUUGCCGGCGAGACUGAAGCUCUGGGCGUUCAAGCUCGAUUUUGAAAAUUCCGAAAAGGAAAUCGCAGACCCCCUAAUGGAUUUGAAGCAGGGCAUGGAGACCCUGAAGAAGAAUAAUACCCUGCGCGGUAUUCUCAGCACGCUUCUCUCGAUCGGAAUAUUUCUCAACGGAAACGAGGUCAAAGGAUUUCAAUUGGAGUACUUGGCCAAGGUGCCGGAGGUCAAAGACACCGUGCACAAGCACUCGCUGCUGCACCAUCUCUGCCAUAUGGUGAUGGAGAAAUUUCCCGAUUCCACGGAUUUGUAUUCGGAGAUUGGAGCUGUGACCAGAGCAUCGAAAAUCGACUUCGACGAGCUGGCAUCGAACAUCGUCAAACUCGAGAGCGAAUGCAAAGCGUCCUGGGACCAUUUAAAACUAAUCGCCAAACACGAUGGAUCUACCAUGAUCAAGAACAAGAUGUCGGACUUCUUGACCGACUGCGCGCAGCGCAUCAUCGUCCUGGGCAUCGUGCAUCGUCGCAUCAUCAAUCGUUUCCACAAGUCCGUCAACUGGUUCGGCGUGCCGCUGCACCGGGUCGCGGACACUAAGCCCAACGAGUUCUGUCGGCUGAUCUCGGAGUUCGCCCUCGAGUACAGGACGACGCGCGAGCGCGUCCUCCAGCAGCUCGAGAAGAAGGCGAAUCAUCGGGAGAGAAACAAAACUCGAGGCAAAAUGAUAACGGAGGUUGGCAAAUUUAGGACGAAGGAAGAUCGAGCAGACGCGGAACUCAGGCAAUUACUGGGAAACGAUAUCUCCGACGUCGAGAGCAUCCAUGGCACGCUACCGUGGCGUAGAGCCCGCAAGGAUGGUCGCACAUCGCUCGGGCCGCUGAUCAGGGACGAGCGACAGAACGGAAAUCUUACGGACGGCGACGACGAGCUGCUGGAGUCGCUGGUGAAGACGGCCACGAAGACGCCCACGACGAGGACGACGCCGCGCGAGAGGAAGCGCACGCGACACGCCGAUCGUAAGUCUUUGCGUCGAACACUAAAGAACGGUCUCUCGGAAGAGGAGAAGAAACACAUCGCUGCCUACAUCAAGGGCUACUGACUGUGAUAAACAAAUAAAAAAAGAAGAUUAAAAGAAAAAUGUUAUCGGAGAACCAUGUGGACGAAAAACAAUGAAAAUGAGAGAUAUAUGAAUAUAUAGAUUUUACGAUCGAGGACUUACUGAAUGUAACUUACACGCAGGUUUAUUUUACAAUUCACGAUGUUGAUAAUUGAAUAACCACUCAAUCGAAAUUUUAUUUUUUUCCUUGUAAAUCGAUUAUUAAGUUUUAAUGUGUUACAUUGUUGUUACUUUGUGGAAGGAAGAAAAAAAACUACCGCGUGGUGUGUGUCUCAUAUUUUGUUGUUCCAUCUUGAGUUUUUCACCUAUAAUAUUUAAUUGUCUAUUAUUGAAUUAUUGUCAUGUUUUAUUAUUUUAUUAUUAUCGUUUCGCAGCCAUGCGUGCGAAAUUACCGCUUGAAAAUAGCUUGAAACACGGUUCAACAUUAUAUAAUUAUUUUGCGAAAAUGCGUAUGAUAUUAUGCUCUCUUUGUCUCCUCCAAUACUCUUAUGUUGCGUCGUUACAUUUUCCACGUGAUCUGUAAAACAAAAGAAAAAGAGACUAUGGGUAUUCAUAUUGUUAUUAAAAAUACGAAGCAGACAUAGUUGUUUUUUUCGUGGUUCGAAAAUAAAAAAGGGACAGUGUUGCGUUGCGAGCAAUCGUGAAAAUAAAGGAGAAAGAGAGCGAGACAGAGAGUUUGACAAAUGUAUAGCUAAUUGAUGAUGUAAUCUAGUUUUUAAACGGUGCUGAACCGCAGUUUUUCAGUAACUAUGAUUAUUAUUAUAUUUACUCAUUGAAAUUCGCUGCGAAAGAACAUAAAAUGAAAAUAUAGUCACUAGUUAAAAGAAAAAAAAAUUACAAAUUAAAAUUCGAGCAAAGCGUAGAGCAAAGGUGAAUUGAAAAAAAAACAAAAUGAAUACGCGUCAGCGUUUGCAUUAUAUAGUUACUAUUUAUGAAAACCAAAUAGUGUUGCACGAAUCUAUCAUGAUAUCCUCCGAGAUGAUUUCAUUAUUUCUAUCGAUAGCUUGAAUUUAAGUUAUUUUAUAACUAUCGUAAACAAACAAAUGUGUGUUAUAUUUUUCUUUUAUUCGAAUCGAAAAAAACGGCAACGAACUAUUUUAAGAUAAUUAAUGUUGGUAUUAAAACAAAAAGUUAAUUAGCAAUCGAUUUAUUGAUGUAAAGUAGGUAAAUUAUUGUAACACCUAGUCUUACAUUAGCCUUGCUGAGAGAUAUUGUAUGCUCGAAAGCUUGACGAGAAGGUCGAUUUUCUCAGAAUGUUGUACCGAACAAAAAAGUGAAUGCCUUUUAAACAUUGAAGUUUAACAGAAAUGGCCUUGAAAUUAGAAAAAGUAACCGUAGUUCAUAUAUUUUAUGAAAUUUUUCGAAAUUAAAUUUUAAGCACAGUGCCUACAUCGAACAAAUUUGGGUAAAAACCAUGAAAAUGUAUGCCGAUAAACAUGACUCAUAAAAAGCGUUUCAAAUUACAGCGUAGUAAAUGAAAAAAUAAAAAAUAAAUUGAAAAUAAUAAAUAUAUCAUCGAUUGAAUUGUAUGUCAACGACACGUGCGUAUAUGCACAAAGCAAAAUUGAAUCGAGGUGAAAAUCGAUCGAUUUUACUUCUCGGUGCGAAAUUACGCCACGCGACUGUACGUUGAAUAUUAUUUGCUUUGUUCAUGCAGAUACGAAUCAACGCUGCUGCUGUUUUAAAUAAAAAAAAAUUCAGCAAGUUAAUAAUAUAAGUUUAAAAAUUAACAGGAAUUUAAAAUUUAGAAAAAGUGUUAUUCAACAAUACGAAAAAAAAGCAAUCGACUACAAUAAAGAACUGAAAAUAUUGCCUUAGAA